AUGAUGUAUUCACCAAAAACAAAACCAUAUCCGAUUGGGAGGGAACAUCCGCGGAAGCAACUGCCGGACUGCACCAAAAUUCGUUGUCCAUUAUCGAUGCUUGAUCAUCGUGUCCACUUCCUGAUCAACAAAUUUUCUGACCUCGAUAAUGCAGCCAACCAUGCUUGUUUAGCUGUGAGGAAGAAUAUGAACCCCGGAAAGGAAAUCUUUACCUCCAAUUCUUUCAACUCUUCCAAGAUGAAUCUUGGCAUCUUUACAUGCAAUCUCAUCAACAGAUCCCACUGCCUGGAAGGCCGGAUUGACGACGCUCUUCAACUCUACAACUACCUCUUGGACCACACUCCUUCCCUGGACCACAAGAUAUACGACCUCUUGACCAAAGCUCUGGUCAAUGCAUGA
This is a messenger RNA of Eruca vesicaria subsp. sativa (arugula), 399 nucleotides long. Lineage: Eukaryota; Viridiplantae; Streptophyta; Magnoliopsida; Brassicales; Brassicaceae. The record is from the annotation of a GenBank genome assembly.